Molecule: messenger RNA, 1716 nt
Organism: Perca flavescens (yellow perch)
Lineage: Eukaryota; Metazoa; Chordata; Actinopteri; Perciformes; Percidae
Gene: grtp1a
Product: growth hormone regulated TBC protein 1a
Exons: 8
Coding region: 619-1698 (359 amino acids)
Biological process (GO): regulation of GTPase activity
Molecular function (GO): GTPase activator activity; small GTPase binding
Source: RefSeq, a predicted model, not a curated record
GCAAUUCCCGUGAGAUCCCUGAAGUGGUAUGUUCCGGGAAUCCCUCGAAAGCAGCAUUAGGUCUGAUUGGCGUGUGUCCUGGGAAAAACGUCACGAGUCCGAAAUCUUCCAUAGAGUAGUUAGUUGGUCCGAACAAGAGGAGUGGAAGUGACUUGUAUUUGGAUUACAGUGGGUUGCAUUCGUGUAACUGUUGUUAUUGUAGCUUGGUUAGUUAACGUUAACACUCCGAGGAGCAAGCAGCAGGUGCAUGUGGAUGGCUAUAACACCCAAUGCAAAGUCCGCUCUCUCCACGCGGCGUGAACAUCGGCGUAUCCAUAAAAUAUUGAAAGAAUCGAACUAAAGCAAGUGCUUGGUUUCGCGGCUUUCCCUUUUCGAGAAUAGCAUGUUAAUCCCAGGAAAAAGCAGCGUCUCUCCGUCCCGACUCUACUCACGCAAACAUGGAGAAAAGUUCAAAGUGAACGUUAACGGUAACUUACCUCAACUGUGACGUCGACAUUCAUGGUAGUUGUAAACUUGUUUUGGCCUCUUUUUUUUUUUGUUGGAGAAAAACAACACGGCGGAUACAUGGUGAGACUCUAGCGCACAUAUUCUCAGGAUAUCACUGGAGCAGAAGAGGCAAUGGAGAAGAAGAACAAGGCGACCGAUCGGACCCGCUCCCCGGUUGACGGUAGAGCCAAAGACCGAGUGGACAGCGUGGAUCCGUAUGGCUUUGAGCGCUCAAAGGACUUUGAUUACGAGUCAUAUGAGGAGCUCAUGUCUGAGUAUCUAGUUGUGCUCACCCGACGAUCCAUCAAGUGGUCCAAACUACUGAAGGGCAAACGCAAGGUGCAGAAGAAUGUGAAACUAAAGCGUUACGUACGUAAGGGGAUUCCCAAUGAGCACCGGGCUCUGAUCUGGAUGGCAGCCAGUGGGGCCCAAGACCAGCUAGAGAAGAACCCAGGAUACUACCAGUCCCUGCUCCGAGCCGAGCACGACCCCAAACUGGUGGAGACCAUCUGCACAGACUUGAACAGAACAUUUCCAGACAACGUCCAGUUCCGCAAGACAUCCAACCCAUGUCUGCAGAAAGCUCUGUACAAUGUGCUACUGGCUACUGGCUACCACAACCCAGUUGUGGGCUACUGUCAGGGGAUGAACUUCAUAGCUGGGUAUCUUCUUAUCAUCACAAAAGAUGAAGAGAAGUCCUUCUGGCUGAUGGAAGCACUACUCGCUAGAAUUUUACCUGACUACUACAGUCCAGUCAUGCUGGGGCUCAAGACGGACCAGGAGGUGUUAGGGGAACUGGUGAAAGUUAAAAUCCCCGGGGUCUGGCAGACCAUGAUGGAUCAUAAUGUCAUGUGGACCCUGGUGGUCUCCCGAUGGUUCAUCUGUCUCUACAUAGACGUCUUGCCAGUAGAGACAGUUUUGCGGAUUUGGGAUUGCCUGUUCUAUGAGGGCUCCAAAAUCCUGUUCCGUGUAGCUCUCACACUGAUCCAACACAACCAGGCUCUGAUUCAACAGGCCCAGUCACUGCCGGACGUCUGCCAAAGCUUCAAGCAGAUCACCCAUGGACCAUUUGUUGAUGAAUGCCACACUUUCAUGCAGAAAAUCUUCGCUGAACCAGGAAGUCUCUCCAUGGCAACAUUGACUAAGCUGCGGGCGACAUUUCGUGCUCGCAUUAUUACAGAAGAACUCGGUCCAACUGAUCCUGAAAGUUAAUACACACAUUCCACUAAG